Molecule: messenger RNA, 2226 nt
Organism: Zymoseptoria tritici IPO323
Lineage: Eukaryota; Fungi; Ascomycota; Dothideomycetes; Mycosphaerellales; Mycosphaerellaceae
Exons: 3
Coding region: 1-2226 (741 amino acids)
Source: RefSeq, a predicted model, not a curated record
AUGUUCCUGGACCUUCUCAUCGUGACUCAGCGCGAGACGUUCCCGUCGUCACUCGGCACUCGCACCCGCUCUCCAUAUCCGGUAGAUGUAUCAUUAUUCUUGAUUCCGCUAAUCUUCACGGCGAGUAGAAUCGGAGGAGUUGCUUAUAAUCCAGCGAAUGACAUUCUUAGCCAGGUGAAGGCGAGUGUUGGAAGUCCAGACUGUGGCGAGCCGAUCACCACAGCUGCUACAGGAACGGUGCGGAAACGCGACUCGGUUGUGCUUUCCAAAUCCCUCGACGAGCCGCUCGGUCUCUACCGCGAGCUAUGGCAGUCCCUCGCGACGGGUGACACAUCCGACAUUAACAACAAGUACCCGCGCGACGGCAACAAUGUCCACUCCCGACUGCUUCACGAGUGCAUCUCCACCUUGCCCAAGGCGACGCUGCCCCACGCGAAGGCCAUGUCCAAGGGCCAGGCUUGGGAUCUGGACGUGUUGGACGUUUACGUGCUCUUCGAGGGCAACAUCUACCGGAGCAGCACCGGCAUGCACGCGUUUCGUACACUUGCGCAGCAUCAAACGGUGGACUUUGCCGCCGCCAUGACGGAAAUUCGGGCAUGGGCAGGGAAACGGCGGAGCGGCGUGGUCGGCCACAAUUCGCGGUUGGACAAGAAGGCUAGCUUUACACCUUGGGAUAUACAGCAGGCACUUCGCACUCUAUGUACGCAGCAAGGGUGUCUACUUUGCAAACGCGCUGUUGCUCACUGGGCACCUGGAGGGAGAAGGAAAAAGGACAAUGAUGGAAAAGCUCAAGGUGCGGGAGAUCAUGGGCAGGAUGAAGAUACAGGAGAUUGCGGACAGGAUGAAGAUACAGGAAAUUGCGGACAGGAUGAAGAUACAGGAGCUCAUGACGGACAAGAGAACGGACGGGAGGAGGACGGACAGGAUGAGGACGGACAGGAGCGCCCCACUGAACAAGGACGGUCACGUCCGACUUUUCCUCAAGACAACGACGUACCGACACCUUCGACUUCGCCUGCUCGGUCCAUCUGCUUGGAGGACGAUUUGGGAUGGCUUGGAUCCGGUCAAAUUUUUGCGCCCUGGGACCCCGCCUUCCCCACCAUGAGUCCCAAUCCGAGUCCGAGCCGUAGCCGUCUUUUGCGGCAAGCAUCAACUGCCUCCUUCCCUCCAUCGUCAUCACCCCAAUCUUCACUCUACGACCGUCAUCACCGUCCUCUUCGCCCCAUCCGCUCCGCAAUGACGCAUCGCGAAGAGCCCCAAGCUAAGCGUCAGCGCCUCGACGUCGAUCCCGCCAACACACCAUCCUUCGAUGCGACCGAAUUCCUUGCGGCCUUCCUCCCCGAUGCCACCUUCGUAACAUCAGGCGUUGCCGGCCGCAUUUCUGAUGAGGUCUUCAUCUACAUUGUGAACCUCGCGUUGCCAGCUUCCUCCAGCCCUACCGAUCCGACCGAUUCAUGGGCGACCGAUUCCUGGGCGGUAUUCGUCGGCCGGCCUAAGACCACCGAAGCGGUCGUCUACGCUGCCAAUUCUACAUCCGCGCAAGCAGCUUUCGACCGCGUGCAGAAAGAGUAUCCUACACCCGCAUACCCGAGCUUCACCUCAGCGCUCUUCAAAGCCGAAGUCCCCAUCAAACAUACGCAAUCGUCACAAGUCGUCGCAUACAUCCUGGGCGUUGUGACCGCCUUCGAUGACAAGAUCCCACCAUCUCUCUCACCAGACGUAUGGGCAACGCUCUUCUCGAUGUCCACCCUCAACACCACUUCCUUGGACCUUUUACUCCGACCCCCGGUCCACGCGCCAGAAUCAGACGUCGGCAUCCUUCCAACCAAAGCGGCUCUAGCACGCGCGUGUCGCAAUUGCGAAUUAUACAGUCAACAAUUGAAGACGCUCAACAUCGACAACGAGAACGCCAAAUUCCUCUAUCGAGUUGCGGACAAGUCGCUAGAGAUGGUGCAGAGCAACACCGAGACAGGCGCGACCGCUAUCUCCGCGUCGAAACGUGCGUUGCAGGACGCUAUCGCUUAUAACAAUGAGGUUGCAGCGCAAUUGGAGGCGAGACAGAGAACGGCGGACAUCCUGACCCGGUUCAAAGACUUGUUGAGCGGUAUUGCAUGGGGUGCGGCGGCAGACAGGAUGAGGACGAAGGUGCGGGAACAGCUGGACGAGUCGAAGAGCAUUGUGGACACGCUGUUAGGGAAGUUGUCGGAGGAGGUGAAGGAGCUUUGA